GUACCCAAUCACGACGCUAGAAGCGAUUAGCUCAGAUAAGAAAUUAUAGCGAUGAGCUCAUCGUCCCCGCACUUUCCCGUUGCUUACCAACCCUGGUGUCGGUAACGCCUACUGUGAUACCCGGAUGUGGGCGCAUAGAUUACUAGAGGAGUCCGGAGUUUUGAGUCAUUGCUGACUGGUUUUUUGUGAAGACGGGAACCUGCGUUUGGCGUUUCGAGUCGGGAGCCUAUGAAUUUCGUCAAGCUGCUCAGUGAAGACCAACUCGGUGAGGUGACACACUUUUAGUGGUAGCUGGAGAGCCUCUGAGACGGAGGAUAGUGACGAAUCACAUACAGAAGCAGGGCGUGACUCGCACGUGCGCGCGGUUACGGACAAAUACGACUCUGGUGUCAUCGACGUUGGCGGUUUCACUCGCGACCUGAUGGAAGCGGCGCGGUCUGGCAACAUGAGCAAUGUCGACCGUCUUCUCAACACGGGCAUGGACGUCAACAGUCGCAACGUGAUGGGCUACGCGGCGCUGCGCGAGGCGGUCGUCAACAACCACGAGAGCGUCUGCCGCGUCUUGCUCGACCGCGGCGCUCGCGUCGACGACCGCGACGACAUGGGAUGGACGGCUCUACAUUGGGCAGCGACACGAGGCCACGAGAGCAUCGCUUCGCUGCUCCUCGAGCGACGGGCUGACGUGAAUGCCAAGAAUAACGACGGCGACACGCCUGCGCACAAGGCGGGAAGUAAAGGGCACUUGGGUGUGUUGAGGGUGUUGGUGGACGGCGGUGCGGAUUUGUUGAUUGCGAAUGUGGAUGAGAAGAAUGUGUUGGAGGUUGCAGAGGAGAGGAGGAUGACGUUGGAGCAGAGGAGAGAGGUGAAUGAAGUUUCGCCGGAAGAUUACCGGAAGAGGGAGGAGACGGUGAAGUAUAUCCGGACUGUGAGUCGGGAGUCGAGCAGACUCCCAUCUACCGAUUCAACAUCUAGUGCUACUCAGCAGAGUGCUAUCGAAAAGCUGACGGAUGAGAGAAACAUCCUUCGUCAAGAGUUCGAAGAACUUUGUGCUAGAAACACUCACCUUGAAAAGGUACUUCAUGGAAAUCAAGCCGAUCGAGUUCUUCUCGAUGACCAUAUAGAAGAUUUGAUGAGACACCGAGAAUUAGCAGAAAAUCAGCUCGAGGAAAUAUCACAAGUUCAUCGUGAUGUUGUCGAUAAGCUACGGGAAGAACUCGAAAAACGAGACCAGGACGUACGAAUCAUGCAAGACGACUUUGCGAGUUUAAACGAGAUUAAAGUGAAACUGGAAGUUCAAUUGUCGAUACUGAGUGAAGAAGUGCAUUGUCUGAGAGGUGAGAAGUACUCGUUGGAGCAUGACUUGUCUGACCUCAAACUGGAGCACGACAUAUUAAAGGAACAGUUCACUGACAAGCAGUCGCUUCAUCUGGCCAACAACGACCAGUUGAGAGUUGAACUACAAGAAGUGAGAGGAACGGCAACAGUAAAUCAGAUGUUACUUGCUGUACAAAUAGGUAACGCACACAGUGCCAAAACGGCAAGAAACGAAAAAGACAAGAAGCUGCAGACGGCAGAAGCGGAAUACCAAGUCGAAGCGAUGCAUGCGAUAGACAACAUCGAAGCUUUGCAGUCACAAUUGGCUCACAAAGAGAACAAAAUUUACGAGAUCCAAGUCGCCGAAGCACAGAAGACGACUCUCGUCGAACGAUACAGAAAUGAGAACGAAGCGCUGACGGUUGAAGUCCAGCGUCUAACCAAAGAUCUUGAAGACAAACAGAAUGAUCAUGACAGAAUUGUCGAUGAAAUGAGGACAGAGUCGCAACAGAGACAAGACGAGGUGUCGGAAGACUUACGGCUCGCACAAGAACAGAUCACUCAACUGACGCGCGACAUGGAAGUGAUGACGAGACAGAAGGCGAACGCCGAGGCAGCGAUAGUCGAGUUUGAACGCGUUGUUCAACAGUCGACCGACACGUUGAUGAUACCUGAGACGGAGUUGCAACUUACGGGAAAGACAAUCGGAAAAGGAAGCUUUGCUGAGGUGAAGGCGGGUUGCUGGCAGGGCAGCGAGAUCGCCGUCAAGACCCUCCACGCCAACAUCGACUCGAGUUACAAUCGUUCGCUCUUUCUGCAAGAGAUCCUGAUGUGUAGCCGCGUGCGACACCCUCACGUCGUCGCCAUCUUCGGCAUAACGCGUCCGCAGGACGCCACCCCGAGCAUCAUCCUCGAGCUACUCGAAGGCUCACUGGCCGACGUCUUGAGUUCGGCUCACAGCAGCAAUCAGUAUCUCACGUUUCGUGAGCAAGUUGAUAUUUCAGUCGACUGUUUGUCGGGUCUUUCACAUCUACACGAGUUCCAACCGAAUCCGUUGCUACACGGCGAUCUCCGCCCGACGAAUGUGCUCCUGACAAACACGAUGAGAGCAAAGAUAGGCGAUCUAGGAGCCGCUCACUUUUCUGGUGUGUCCCUCUCGCUCGGUCCGGUCAGUCCGGAGUAUCUCGCUCCCGAACGAAGCAUCCUAUUUCGCGGUGGCCACUCGCAUAACACGACGAGUGCCGAUAUGUACAGCAUGGGUGUGACCCUGUCCGAGAUCAUGACCGGAUCGUUUCCCGAUCGUAACUCAAUACAUCGUCAGUUCAGGCGGAUCUCGCACGACCAGCUUCGAGAUUUGUGUCUCUGCAUGACGGACGCAGACCCUCUGCAGCGGCCGACGGCGCGACACGUGCUGGUCGUCAUGCAGUCGUUACGAGACGACAAAGGGUACGCGUCCUGUCCUCCCAAGCGUAUCGUCAAAGGCAAGCGGUACGGAGACCGAGUCGUGUUGACUGAUAGAAUGUGGUAGUCGGGAUUAGUGUGUUAGUGUUGGUAUAAAAGCUAGUGAAUUUGAAGUAUUAAGAUCUAGCAGUUGAUUUCAAUGUUGGCUCUUGUUUUGUGACAAGUCCAUGGGUACUAUGGGCGAUUUGUUUGACGUGGAAUUUGCUAAUAAAAUAUUGUCAGGUAGUGAGAGAGUGA
Corticium candelabrum is the source of this 3012-nucleotide messenger RNA. RefSeq lists its product as uncharacterized. The transcript has 6 exons. NCBI's taxonomy places the organism in Eukaryota, Metazoa, Porifera, Homoscleromorpha, Homosclerophorida, Plakinidae. Gene Ontology annotation, biological process: protein phosphorylation. The record is from RefSeq and is a predicted model, not a curated record. Gene Ontology annotation, molecular function: protein binding; ATP binding; protein kinase activity. Bases 422 to 2842 code for a protein of 806 amino acids.